This is a messenger RNA of Rhopalosiphum maidis (corn leaf aphid), 1719 nucleotides long. RefSeq names its product cell cycle checkpoint control protein RAD9A (gene Rad9). Bases 314 to 1612 code for a protein of 432 amino acids. NCBI's taxonomy places the organism in Eukaryota, Metazoa, Arthropoda, Insecta, Hemiptera, Aphididae. The transcript is spliced from 6 exons. Gene Ontology annotation, biological process: mitotic intra-S DNA damage checkpoint signaling; DNA repair; cellular response to ionizing radiation. Gene Ontology annotation, cellular component: checkpoint clamp complex. The record is from RefSeq and is a predicted model, not a curated record.
UACCUAUGAAUAUUAAUUUUUAAUAUUUUCAAAUUAUUAUGGUAAUUCAAUUUUUUUAAAUUUUCAUCGAUAUUUUGCUUUGAAUGCAUUGAUAAAUUUUAUAUUAUUAACUCCAAAACUCGAGUCAUCGACUAUCAACAGAUCAAUAGUAACGACUGCUUGUAAUUUCUGUUGAUUCUUGGAAUGGAGUGUUCAGAGAUGAGUGGGAUGACCAAUUUUUGUUUGGAAUGGUUUAUUUUGUUUACUGCCGUUUUAUAGAAAUAAAUAUGAAAUGUCCCCAAAACGUAGAUGACCGAGACGAGCUGUUGUCAUAAUGAAGUGUGUUAUACCCAGACAGAAUUUGAAAAUUCUGUCGCGGGCAUUGAACACAAUGUGUCGCAUUGGGGAAGAUUUGUAUAUUGAGCCCAAUUCAUCACAAUUAGUCAUGCAUACUACCAAUAGUUGGCAUACCGUAUAUGCAUGGUUUACGUUUGAUUCGUCAUUUUUUUCUAGUUAUUAUUUUACUGAAGACGACGAACAAAACAGUGAAAAUUCAUUAAAAUGUAAAAUAUCUCUCAAGUCAUGUAUUACGAUAUUCAAAUCUCCACAUUUAUCCCGCUGCUUGGAGUCAUGUCAUAUUGAAAUUAAAAGUAAUGCAGAUACAAUAACUAUUCAGUUACGCUAUUCAAAUUUUUGUGUUAAAACUCAUUUGAUACCAGUUCUAGAAUACUCAGCAUUACAAGUGAAUCAAAAUGUCGAUACCAGUCAUACACUUUGUAUUGACUCCAAGGUGUUGUCAGCUGCUGUUAAACAUUUCCAAAACAGUGAAACUGACAUUACAUUGAUUGUGACUACAGAAAAAGUGAUAUUAAAAACCCAUUCAGAAUCUUGUCGAGAUAUAAGACAAAUGUUAAGAACUGAAUUGAACUUGCAGUCAUCAGAAUUUGACGUUUAUGAUGUUGGCAAAGGUUGCUGUUUAACAUUUUCUCUUAAAGAAAUACGACCCCUGUUGGCCUUUGCAGAGCACAUGACAUUACCAGUUAUUAUUCGCUUUAGUUCUCCCGGAAUGCCUAUGGUAUUUGGACUUAAGAAUGGUUUAACAUUUGAAAGCCAGUACAUAUUAUCUACAAUGAAUGAUAAUGCACUAUCCGGAGAUGCUAAUUCCAUACGAUUAAAUAUUAAUGCCAUAGAAAACACUCAGAGUAGUAAUGGUCAAUCAGAAAAUUUAUUACCAUGUACAAAUCGAAGCCAAAUAGUGAAUUCUAGUUUACGAACGCCAAUGCGAGUACAAGUUGAGUAUCCGGAUAGUAUUUCUAGAAAACGCAAACAUCAAUCAACUAAUCAACAACCAUCAAAAAUAGCCCAUUCAGUCAAUUCUAUUUCAGUAAUUGAGCAGUUUAGAGAAGAAUGUAUAGAAGAAGAUAUUUUAUUAUCUCAAGUUCCUGACUUCCAUGUCAAUAAUGAACCAAUUAAAGCAUUUGUCAACAAGAAUAGUAAUUUAACACAAGAAUUUUCUGAAACGGCACUUGUAUUUGCCAGAUGUCAUUCGUUGUCUAUCAGAAAUUCUCCUAUUAAAGGAAAGGGAAAAGUGCUAGUGUAUGAUUCAGAUGGACUUGUAGAUGAUUCUGAUUAAUUAUUGUACCUAUUAAAUUGUUAAGAAACAAACUUAAAUAUAUUAAUUUGUUUAUUGACUGCUCAAGUCUUAUGUUAAAAAAUAUGUUAAAUAAACUGAAAAAAUAU